Messenger RNA from Aspergillus puulaauensis, 1260 nucleotides. RefSeq names its product TauD/TfdA dioxygenase family protein. Gene Ontology annotation, molecular function: 2-oxoglutarate-dependent dioxygenase activity. The record is from RefSeq and is a predicted model, not a curated record. Bases 1 to 1260 code for a protein of 419 amino acids. The transcript has 6 exons. Gene Ontology annotation, cellular component: cytoplasm. Lineage: Eukaryota; Fungi; Ascomycota; Eurotiomycetes; Eurotiales; Aspergillaceae.
AUGGUUGGCGAGAAAGUUUCAACCCAGACGGGGGGCUCACUCGGUCAUAUCAUAACCAUGGUUAAAAGUACCCUAACCGUUGACGGCCAGACCGUUACAAAAUUGAGUGACGUUCGGCCUACCAAUGUUGAAUACCCUGAGACUACUGAGUACCCCGCUGUAAAUCAGAGAGCUCUCUCGCUCAAACCCCUUGGCGAUCACAUACCUCCACGUGGCAUCCGUGAGCCAGUGCCAGUUCCUCGGGACCGUGGCUUAUUCGCAGACCCUGAUCUUCCACAUCUGUUUGCAAAUGCCGCGGUUAAACGGUUGGAUCUGACACCUUCCCUGGGAACUCUCAUCACGGGCCUGCAGCUUUGCUCUCUCACAGAUGCGCAAAAGGAUGAGCUGGCAUUACUCGUUGCUCAUCGAGGGGUGUUAUUCUUCCGAGAACAGGAUAUCACCGCUGAGGGACAGCGGGAAUUAUUCAACUACUACGGGAUUCCAGAGCUCCUUCCAGACCCAGAGGACGCCAAGGCAAAAGGGAAGCCAAUUACAACCAAUAUCGAAGAACAAGAUGAGGAUUAUCGAGAAACUUAUGUUCAUUUCAAGUGGCCUUUCGCAGAUUUCCAUGCAGACAGUAGCUUCCAGGCCAACCCUCCGUCAUUCUCUUUGUUGAGGAUAGACGAGUUACCUCCUACAGGUGGUGACACGAACUGGAUAUCAGGCUAUGGCACAUACGAGACCUUGUCAAAGCCACUACAAACCUUCGCGGACAGUCUGAGCGCAUGGCAUAGCUCCGGUCACGUAUACGAAUCUGUCCUAACCCACUGGAAAGUAAACCCAUCCGAACGUCCCGUCGAAACCCUUCAUCCAGUGGUGACAACGCACCCAGUAACAGGAUACAAAGUACUGAACCUGAACUCUGGCUUCGUAACUCGAAUCGAGGGUCUCAAGCGCUACGAGUCUGACAAAAUACUCGACCUCUUUUUCACCCAUAUCCACACGGCACAGGAUCACUUGGUGAGAUUUCGGUGGGAGAAGAACUCGGUUGCGUUGUGGGAUAAUAGGGCGGCUACACAUCGUGCAACGCAUGAUUACGCUCCACUGCAUCGCCACGGUGUGCGAGUUACCGUUAAAGGGCAAGUUCCUAGGCAGGUUUCCGGCAGUUUGAGUAGAAAGGAGGCAGUGGUGAAGGCAUUGAAGGAGGGUGAGGUGCAGGCUGUACACGAUGAAAAUACGCGAAAGGGUAAUUAUGCGGACAGGGGAUAUCCUAAGGUUUGA